AUGUCGGCCGGCUAUGAUUUGUGGACCAAACCCCCCGUCGGCGUCUGCGGCAUUCUGGCCAUUGGCCCUGCACUGCAGACGGCAGCUGCAGCUAAGAUACCUGGCGUACGCCUAUGCCUUCAACUUGUUCGCUUCAUGCUUCAAUCGAGAGAGCGAAUGGCGUCUGCGGCUGGCGCCCCGUCUGGUGGUGUAGGACUAUUUCGAUACGCUGACGGCAGGCGAAGAGGUCACCUGGAGGGCACCAGAAGGCUGGAAGAGGAAAAUGGUGCGAAAAACCUGCUAAACAACAAGAAGGAAAAUGCGAAAGGCUGCGAUCUUGUUGCUUAUGCGCUUUGCUCUCGCAGACAACCGGCGGCGCAAUCGGCGGCACUUCCCGUCACAUCGAGCAUUCGUGCCCGCCGCACAAAGGAGGCUGUCUCGUGGCUUCCUGCUAGACUGCUGGACGGCUAA
Trichoderma virens Gv29-8 is the source of this 450-nucleotide messenger RNA. RefSeq lists its product as uncharacterized. The record is from RefSeq and is a predicted model, not a curated record. The transcript is spliced from 2 exons. The coding region runs from base 1 to 450 and encodes 149 amino acids. NCBI's taxonomy places the organism in Eukaryota, Fungi, Ascomycota, Sordariomycetes, Hypocreales, Hypocreaceae.